GCCUUUUCCGUUGUUUCAAAGCUGCUGUCUCAGCGUAAACUUGACCUGCUGGAUGAACUGGUAUCAGCAGAGGUACUUCAGGUGCUGAAGGAAAAGAUUUCUUUGCUCCCUGAGAACCACAGGGAUGCUCUAGCAGCUGAGGUGGAUGCAAUCAUGUAUACAACAGAAGGAGAUGUUCGCAUUUACUACGACGAUGAUGGAAGAAAGUUUGUUAGCAUCCUGAUGCGUUUCUGGUAUCUGAAUGGUGCUAAUCUACCUGAUGAAGUACCAGGUGAAACCAAAGUUUUCCAGGUCGUGUUUGGAGAUGAAAGCAUGAAAGAAAAAAGACAUCUUUUAACAGCAAACUACGAGUUCCAAAGGGAAUUUACAGAAGGAGCAAAACCAGACUGGACUAUUACACGGAUUGAACAUCCAAGGCUAUUAGAAUAAAUGCCUUCUACCAGUCUUUUUAUGUACCAUUGUAAAUGUUCUGAUGUUAUAAAUAUCAAGCUUUUUGGGGGGGUCUUUUUUCCCCUUCCUGACUUCUCCUUCAAAAGAGGGAUGAGUUUUGUAUGUCUGAUUUCCCAAAAUUGUUUCUGAAACUUGCAGUGUGCUGCAGCAUUACAAUAAAGCCUUUUCCUUGGGACAGGCUGGUACAAGUUUAAUGGGUAUUGAUGCUCAUCCAGGGCAUUUACACAGCCAGUGUCAUGCAGGCUGGUCUUAUGGGUGUGUUGGCUUCUUAUAUUCUGAGAAUAAAUGCUGCUACUUGAAGAUAAACAAUACUUCCAUGGCUGGUAGCCCUUCU
This is a messenger RNA of Merops nubicus (carmine bee-eater), 784 nucleotides long. RefSeq names its product chromosome unknown open reading frame, human C2orf47 (gene MAIP1). The annotation marks the transcript as partial. Gene Ontology annotation, biological process: inner mitochondrial membrane organization; protein insertion into mitochondrial inner membrane from matrix. Gene Ontology annotation, molecular function: ribosome binding. The transcript has 4 exons. NCBI's taxonomy places the organism in Eukaryota, Metazoa, Chordata, Aves, Coraciiformes, Meropidae. Gene Ontology annotation, cellular component: mitochondrial inner membrane. The record is from RefSeq and is a predicted model, not a curated record.